Molecule: messenger RNA, 724 nt
Organism: Homarus americanus (American lobster)
Lineage: Eukaryota; Metazoa; Arthropoda; Malacostraca; Decapoda; Nephropidae
Product: cuticle collagen 2C-like
Exons: 7
Coding region: 33-605 (190 amino acids)
Source: RefSeq, a predicted model, not a curated record
UUUCUAACCAAGGUCUCCUUCCCCAGGCUGAUAUGGAGAACGACCUAGAGUCUCCGCUACCGCCAUUUGAAGGCUCAGGAGAUGAGGACCUGGAUGGCAUGCCGCCACCCCCACCCUUGCCUCCGCUGCCUCCGCCGCCACUACCAGGCAGGAAAAGGAAAGACUAUCCCUUACAAGGAUCGAAGGGCGAGAAAGGCGACUCAGGACCCAGGGGUCCCCCAGGGGAUUCAGUGACCGGUCCUCCAGGGCCCCCGGGCCUUCCAGGACCCCCAGGCAGAAGUUUUUCUUCAGAAAUGCCCGAUUACGGUUCAGGUGACGGCGAAGACUAUCUUCCGCUGGAUUUUAGUGGGGAAGUACGUGGACCACCUGGCCCCCGAGGGGAGUGCACUUGCAACAUGACUAGCCUGGUGGCCACCGUGAUAGCCAAGUUGCCCAAUGGUUUGCCCGGUCCCGAAGGUCCUGCUGGACGAGAUGGUAUGUCCGGAACCCCAGGGACCUGGGCGGCCAGGACCCCCAGGGGAACGGGGCCCUGGAGGACCACUGGGCAAGAAGGGAGACAGAGGAGAUUCUGGGAGUCCAGGUCCCGAGGGACUGCAGGGCCCUAAAGGUGAGUCUGGUGUGGACGGAGCGCCAGGACUGCCGGGUGAGCGAGGACCACAAGGACCUCCAGGACCUCCCGGAUGGGGCAACGCUGGGUUUGACCCUUUGUGGAAGCCUCGCACCA